AUGGUGACGUUCUUGAAGCCGGGCAAGGCGGUGAUCCUGCUGCAGGGCAGGUACGCCGGGAAGAAGGUGGUUAUCGUGCGCGUGUUUGAGGAGCGCACCCGCGACCGCCCCUACGGGCACUGCCUGGUCGCCGGCCUGGCCAAAUACCCGAAGAAGGUGAUCCGCAAGGACUCGGACAAGAAGACGACCAAGAAGUCUCGCGUCAAGGUCUUCCUCAAGCUCAUCAACUUCACCCACCUCAUGCCCACCCGCUACACCCUCGAUGUCGACCUCGAGGAGGUGGUCUCCGGCGCCCCCGACUCCCUCACCACCAAGGACAAGAAGCUCACAGCUGCCAAGUCCACCAAGGCCAAGCUCGAGGAGAGGUUCAAGACCGGCAAGAACAGGUGGUUCUUCACCAAGCUCUAUCCUGUCGUCGGCCGGGUACUGUCUUCGUGGGAGCGACGGAGUGUAAUGCGAGCCGUCAUUGUCUUCUUCAAUCUGCAUGGGACGAUCCCGGCCCUGUCGAUGGAUCCUGACUGA
Messenger RNA from Hordeum vulgare subsp. vulgare (domesticated barley), 522 nucleotides. Its product is annotated as 60S ribosomal protein L27-like. Gene Ontology annotation, cellular component: ribosome; cytosolic large ribosomal subunit. Lineage: Eukaryota; Viridiplantae; Streptophyta; Magnoliopsida; Poales; Poaceae. The record is from RefSeq and is a predicted model, not a curated record. Gene Ontology annotation, biological process: translation. The coding region runs from base 1 to 522 and encodes 173 amino acids. The transcript has 2 exons. Gene Ontology annotation, molecular function: structural constituent of ribosome.